Lactuca saligna is the source of this 1547-nucleotide messenger RNA. Lineage: Eukaryota; Viridiplantae; Streptophyta; Magnoliopsida; Asterales; Asteraceae. The record is from the annotation of a GenBank genome assembly.
AUGCGAACUUCACAAUUUGGAACAGUAGUUACAAGCACAGCACCUGAUAGGACCUAUGGACUUGCUCAGUUUUAUGGUGAUCUUUCUACCGGUGAAUGCAACUUAUGCUAUGAUGUAGCAAGUAGUUCUCUUCCAGGUUGCUUACCCAGCAAUGGUGGUCGGGUUUAUCUCACUGGUUGCUUCAUGAGAUAUGAGAAUUAUAGCUUCUUUGAGGAGCAUACAGGUCAAGAAGACAGAGUUAUAUGUGUGAAUAAAACAAUGAGAAACAAUGCCUUUGAACAAUCAGCCUCAAAGGCUGUGUUUCAAACAGUGAAAAAUGCACCUAAAAGUAAAGAGUACAAUGCUGGAAAACAGGCUCUUAUUUCUGGGACAGAAAAUAAAUCAGUGUAUGCAAUGGCUGAUUGCUGGCGUACAUUAGAUACAGAUUCUUGUUCUGAUGACACUCAAUUGUUGAUGAUGGUGAACAAUAGCAACUUGAACUUCAAAUAUUCCAUCAUUGAGAAAGCCACGGGUUCUUUCGAUGAGGUGAAUAAGCUUGGUCAAGGCGGAUUUGGAACGGUAUACAAGGGAGUUCUUCCAGAUGGAAGAGAGAUUGCUGCCAAGAGACUUUUCUUCAACCAGCGACAUAGAACAGGGGACUUCUAUCAUGAAGUCAACAUCAUUAGUAGUGUUGACCACAAAAAUCUGGUGAAACUGGUAGGAUUCAGCUGUUUGGGGCCUGAAAGUAUUCUCAUUUAUGAAUAUCUACCCAACAAGAGUCUCAAUUAUUUCAUCUUCGAUGCAGUUAGAGGUAAGGAACUAAACUGGGCGAAAAGAUUUGAUAUUAUAGUGGGAAUAGCAGAGGGUUUGGCCUACCUUCAUGAAAACAGUAAAACCAGGAUCAUUCACAGGGAUAUAAAAGUUGCUAAUAUCUUGUUGGAUUCAAGACUUCGUGCUAAGAUUGCUGAUUUUGGAUUAGCCAGGUCCUUUCAAGAAGAUAAAAAUCGUAUCAGCACUGGGAUUGCAGGAACACUUGGAUAUAUGGCUCCAGAGUAUGUACUCAAUGGUAAGUUAACAGAAAAGGUGGAUGUAUAUAGCGUUGGUGUGCUUUUGCUUGAGGUGAUUACUGGAAUCCCAAACAGAGGAACACAAACAUCAGAUGACACUCACAGCUUGCUUACAAUUACAUGGAGGCAUUUUCAGCAAGGCACAGUGGAUGAGCUUUUUGAUCCAAACUUACUUUUGAAGGAUGACACCAGUAGCAGCAUGAAGAAGGAGAUACGAAGUGUGAUACAAAUAGGGCUUCUUUGCACACAAGAAGUUCCAUCACUUAGACCAACCAUGUCUAUGACUCUACAAAUGUUAUCUAAAAAUAUUGUACCCUUACCUUCACUAAACCGACACAGAAUCAAAUGAGUUUGGUCAAAUCCCUGCUUUUAGGCAUAGAUUAAAUAAUCCUGCUUCACUUCCGACUGUUACACAUACUUCUUUUAGUCCAAGGUAGAUAUAUGUUUGUACAAAUUUUAGAGAAAUAAUCAUCAUUAUUUGUAAUGAUUAGUAACUUCAUG